GGUGUUACGGCGGAACUGUUAGUUGGAUGCACAUUCGUUUGUACUCACAUGUGGAUUACAUUUGGAACCCUCUCUAGGUUUGAUUUUUACAUCGUUUUCAUAUUCAGUUUUAAUUUAUUGUGCUUUAAUAAAACGGUUCAUUGGCUCCGGUUUUAACGCGAUUUUGCUGUACUAUUCAAUCCAUCAAACUUGGGUAGCAUCUCUUCGUGCAUGUGCUGGCUAUGGGUAGACUGAGAAAGAAACACAAUUGGAAAGGAAGACAGCAAUCUGACUCAAAGGCCGAGACAAACGAGGUGCGGAGCGACGUGACUGUGGAACUUGAAGAUGAAAACCUGAAAGGUGUCGACGAGUGCAAUGCCUUGGUGCUUCCAGCCACCAAAACAAAGAAGAAGGAUGUGGAGAAACAUGUUCCCAAGAAGCAGCCAUUGACUAAGAAACAGAAGAAACAUCUCCAGAAGGUCUUGGAGGUGAAGAAGAAAAAAGCUCAGCGUGAGGACAUUUUGGGCAAGCUGGCGGCGAUUCAGGCACCUGAAUCUGAGAUGAAGCUACUUUAUACUACAUCUAAGUUGGGAACCGGAGACAAGCUUUACCUGAAUAAACGAUGUGUUGAGGAAACUCAGGAUGUGACAUCAGGGCUCCUGAAGAUCAGUAGUCUGACUGGUGCCAACCGGAAGAGAAAGUGGAGGACCGAAGAGGAGGAGGAGGAGGAGGUGGAGGAGAAAGAUGGAGAGAAUAGUGAAACCACUGACUCCUCUGACAAUGAUGAAGAAAACGAUGAGGCCAAGAAUAGAGCACAGGAAAACAGUGAGAUCCAUAAACCAGAGAUUCCUGCUGGUCCUUCCGCGGAGAGCACUGCAAAGGCAAUCCAAGGCCAGGCUGCUUCAAAUAACGUUCCUCCUAAACUGAUGCCCAAGAAGGAACCAUCAGAACCUGCUAUAUUUGUGCCUGUUGAUAGACUGCCCAAGGUCCAGGAGGCCCGCUUAAAGCUGCCAGUGUUGGCAGAGGAGCAAGUCAUCAUGGAGGCGGUUCGGGAGAACAUGUGCGUGAUCCUGUGUGGGGAGACGGGCAGCGGAAAGACCACCCAGGUGCCCCAGUUCCUCUAUGAGGCUGGAUACGCCAGUGAAAAUGGUAUCAUUGGCAUCACAGAGCCCAGGCGUGUGGCAGCAGUCAGCAUGUCCCAGAGAGUUGCCACGGAGAUGAACCUGUCCUCACGUGUGGUGUCCUACCAGAUCAGGUAUGAAGGGAAUGUGACAAGUGACACCAAAAUUAAGUUUAUGACUGAUGGUGUUCUGCUGAAGGAGAUUCAAAAGGAUUUCCUGCUGCAGAAGUACAAAGUCAUCAUAAUUGACGAAGCCCAUGAGCGGAGUGUGUACACAGACAUUCUGAUUGGUCUGCUUUCACGUAUCGUGCCACUGCGCAACAAGAAAGGACAUCCCAUGAAACUGAUAGUCAUGUCAGCCACCCUCCGUGUCGAGGAUUUCACAGAAAACCGGAAGCUGUUCUCCACCCCUCCUCCUGUGAUCAAGGUGGACGCACGGCAGUUUCCUGUCACCAUUCACUUCAGUAAGCGCACAGCCAUGGAAGAUUACAUGGGGGAGGCAUUCCGGAAGACCUGCAAAAUUCACCGCAUGCUCCCCCCAGGUGAGGCACCGGCAGCAUCAGCUGAGUACUUGCUAUACUCACUUAGGUCAUGUGAUCGCCAUAUCACUCCACUUCACCAGUGCCUUCCUUGCAUCAACCUCGACAAUUACUCUGCGCUGCCAGUGGAUGAGGGAGAUGAGGACCGCCUGGCUGGAAUUGGCGAUGAGGAGGAGGGGUCUGAUUUGGACCUGGAACUGGGAGAUGAUCCUCAUGACUCAGAGGAGAAGGGUGACCCUGCACUACCUCUCUUCGUUCUCCCUCUCUACUCCCUCCUGGCUCCAGAGCGACAGGCCAAGGUGUUCCAGCCAGCGCCUGCGGGUACCCGCCUGUGUGUGGUGGCCACCAACGUGGCGGAGACCUCUCUGACCAUCCCGGGCAUCAAGUUUGUGGUGGACUGUGGCCGUGUCAAGAAGCGCUUCUAUGACCGCGUCACUGGCAUCUCCUCUUUCAAAGUGACCUGGACAUCUCAGGCCUCAGCCAAUCAGAGAGCAGGGAGGGCGGGGCGUACAGAUCCUGGCCACUGCUAUAGGUUGUAUUCCUCUGCAGUUUUCUCUGAUUUUGAGGAAUUCUCAGAGGCAGAAAUCACACGACGGCCCGUGGAUGAUCUUGUCCUACAGAUGAAAGAUCUUAACAUUGAAAAGGUGGUGAACUUCCCGUUCCCCACUGCACCCUCACUUGAGGCCCUCAUAGUGGCGGAGCAUCUGCUGGUAUCCCUGGGAGCGCUGGAAGGGCCACGACAUGGCGGCCGGGUGAAGGAGAUGGAGCGGGCACGGCUGAGCUGUCCCAUUACCCCCCUGGGCCGCGCCAUGGCUGCCUUCCCUGUAGCCCCACGCUUUGCCAAAAUGCUGGCCCUGGGGAGGCAGCAGGCCUGCCUGCCCUAUGUCAUCACCAUCGUAGCAGCCAUGACGGUCCGGGAGGUUUUCGAGGAACUGGAUAGACCUGCGGGCAGUGAAGAGGACAACUCCAAGUUGGCACAGAGACGCCUGCGUUUCACCCAGAUGAGGAGGCUGUGGGCUGGAGAGGGGGUGUCCUCUUUGCUGGGGGACCUCAUGGUGAUGCUGGGAGCCGUGGGAGCUUGUGAGUAUGCUGGCUGCACCCCUAAGUUCUGUCAGGAUAACGGGCUGCGCUACAAAGCUAUAGUGGAGAUACGGCGACUGAGAGGGCAGCUCACAACCGCAGUAAAUGCUGUAGACCCAGAAGCAAAGGUGUUCCUCGAUGCCAAAAUGGCACCCCCUACAGAGAGCCAGGUGGUGUGCCUGCGGCAAAUUGUUUUGGCAGGGUUGGGUGACCACCUUGCACGCCGGGUGCAAGCAGAAGAAUUGCUGGAUCCCAAAUGGCGCAAUGGCUACAAGACACCUCUUCUUGAUGGCCCAGUGUUCAUACACCCCAACUCGGCCCUCUUCAAGAAGUUGCCACAGUAUGUGGUGUACCAGGAAGUUCUGGAGACAUCCAAGAUGUAUAUGAGAGGUGUGUCAGCAGUGGAGGAGGAGUGGAUCCCCGGGAUCCUGCCCCAGUACUCCCAUUUUGAGGCACCUUUGGAGACGCCACCGCCGCGAUUCUGCUCGGAAAGCGGCCGAGUGAAGUGCCACUGCAAGAGCACCUUCUUCCGUGUUGGCUGGCAGCUUCCUCCGGUGGAAGUCGAUUACCCAGAAGGGCUGGAUCGCUAUAAGCUCUUUGCCAAGUUCCUGCUUGAAGGAAAGGUGUGCCCACAGCUAGGCAGCUAUACCAGCUGCCUCCUCUCCAGUCCCUCCAUCAUGAUGAAAACCUGGGCCAAAUUGCAGCCCCGUACUGAAGCCUUAAUUGGGGCUCUGGUAUCAGAGAAGACAGACUGUCGAGAGGCCCUGCUCUCAGCUUGGAAGAAAGACCGUACAUACUUGCUGUCCGCUUACUGCCAGUGGCUCCCUGAGUCUUUGCAUGAGAAGGUAUCCAAGAGCUGGCCGCCUAUCUGAACUGACAGUGGACAAGUGAUCUUCUGAUUGGCAUCACAGUCUGUCCAUCUCCACGACCUCCACAGUGCUGCAGCUCUCAUCUUCUGCUCAGUCAGAUAUCAGGAACUCUUGAAGUUUCUGUUGAACUGUAUUAUUAUGAAUAAUGUGGAGCAGUGGGCUCGAAUUUAUUUUUGAGGACAGCUCUGGUCAGUCCUCCUGUUGUGGCAGAAUGAUUUAUUAUGCCUGAGUGAAGCACCUUUUGUGUACAUCUGGUCUUUAUGGGACUUUCUUUUGUGUGCAUAUAUUUUAAGAGAAAUGUGUUUGUACUCAUUACAUUUGUGUCAUGUUUUACUUUUGAGUACUGUGAGUAUAGUACAACGCAAAAAAGCAUAUUUGGAGACAUUUAAACAAUAUGAAAUGUGAUACUUUAUAGUACUCUUAUUCAGGUAUCGUCAGUGUUCAUCUAUGAAAAAUUAUAUUCCAUAUUUGAAAAUGUAUUGUACAUUUGUCGCAAUCAAUAUUCAAAGAUCUUGAGGGACAAAAAGUAUUAGACAAAAAUCCUGAGUAAAUACAUAUAUAUAUAUAUAUAUAUAUUUUUUUUUUUUAAAUAUUUAAAAUGCACCCAGACACCUGUAUGAAAAGGCAGUUGCCUUUUAAACUUGCUUGUUUAUAGCGAUAACUGCUGUCAAGCUAUUCUUAUAAUUUCAUAUCAAUCAUUCAUAUGGCUGUGAAGAAAUUUUAGCCUAAGCUUGGCAAAAAUGCUGUAGUUCUGAAAGAAUUGGUUUUCAAGAAUGAACUGCUUGUCGCAGAUCCUGCUUCAGGUUCAAGUGAGGGCUUUGAGUAAGUUACUAAUUUUCUUUUCAGCCAUCUAAAUGUGGACUGGAUCUUGUGUUUUUGACCAUCGUCUUGCUGCAUAACCCAAUUAUGCUUAUGGUUUCUUCAAUAAUGGGAGAUCCCAAGGUAGCAAAGUGUCACCACACUAUCACUGCCAUGUUUGGUGGUUGGGGUGACGGUAUUUCAGCAAAAUGCUGUAUUUGCUAUACGUCCAGUAUAAUGGGAUAUGCACAGUGUGCACAUGAUUAUUAUGCAUUAUUUGUAAUGCAUAAUAUUAUUAUUUGUAAUGAAAUAGCAUCUCCAAGAGCAUUUUUUAAAAAAUGAAAACCAUACUAACCUCUAUGCAUUCGGUGUAAACAUUUCCAGUUGAUUUUAUUACUUUAUUGAAAGUGGUUGUGGUGUAAAAUGAGGAAUGCCUUAAAUUCUGAUGUGCAUCAUUAUUAGGCAGCUUUUUGCUGCUGGGAAUAUGAGGCGAAAAAAGACGUCAUUUGAUGGAAACGCAAAAAUAGUUAACUGGCUUUCAGAGGGAUACAAAAGAAUUGAAAAUCCGAAGAUUUUCAGCCAUGAUCACAAACGAGAUUUAUGAUUGUGAGAUCACAGGGGCACAGAAAACGUAGAAAAAAACUAUGCAAAUUAACCAUAAGAGACUACAGAAUAAUUAAACAGGAAGUAUCCAGGCAUCAUUUAGUCUCAAAUACCAUUCUAGAACUGCAGCCUUCCUGGACUCUGGAGAAGCAUAAGGUGCAAAAUGCUUUGCAUACCUGGGAAGGUCAGAAAAAUAGCCUACCUUAAAUGAAAAACAACCUAAAGCAUCAAGAAUUGGCAAAACAAUUCACAAAGAGAGAUUUUUCAAAGGUUUUGUGGAUGGAUGAGUGAAUUGGUUGAUCCAUUUUGAGUGGAAGAUGGAUUGGUACCAGAAGAUGCCAGCGUCAUUCAAAAGUUCAUGAUCCUUAUGUAAGACAAUUCUCCAUUCCAUUGGUCCAAGCAUUGGCUAACCAGCAAAGGGUUCAGAGAUGGUAACAUGAUAACUUGGCCCCCUUGCUCUGCUAAUUUGACCCCAAUUGAAAAUCCUGUGGGCCCUCCUAAAGAGGGCCACACAUCUCUGAACAGCCAAUGGGCAUCUUUCUUGGAUGCUUCAGCUAAAGUAGGGCAUGAUCACAUCAAAUAAACAGAGGAUCACUGACCUACUUUUUGGUCAUUAUACACUGCCUGGCUUAAAAAAAAAAGUCGCAAAGUUUAAUAUUUUGUUGGAUCCCAUGUAACUUUGAUUGUGGUGCACAUUCUUUAAUGCAUUGUUUCCAUGUGCUUAUGCAGCAUCUCAAAAAAAUUUUUCCAUCCAAAAUUUUAUUAAUUUCUCUUUAAGAUCUUGUAUUCAUGAAAGGUGAGUAGUACCAUUCCGUAAAGUCAUCUUCAUCACAUCUGAAAGACAUUCAAUGGGGUUAAGGUCAAAACUCUGUGCUGCUCAAUUCACUCGUGAAAAAGAUUUCUCCCUAAACCACUCUUUAACAGUUAGAGCCCUAUGAAUCUUGGUAUUAUCAUCCCGGAAUAUGCCCAUGCCUUUAGGUUAGAAAAAAUCCAUUGAUGGGAUAACCUGGCCCUUCAGUAGAUUCCGGUAUUCAGCUGACUUCACCUUAUUGCUCCAUAACGUUGCUAAGCUUUAAUAAAGGUGUUAUCAUUGGCUUUUAAGUACAUCUGAUUUAAUUUCAAGCGGUGACCUUUUUUUUUUUGGCCAGGCAGUGUAUCCUGCAUGUAAAAUAUCAAUAGCUACACUACUGUUCAAAGGUUUAGUGUCACUUAGAGAUUUCCGUGCUUUUGUCCAUUAAAAUAACAGAAAUUC
Paramormyrops kingsleyae is the source of this 6240-nucleotide messenger RNA. Lineage: Eukaryota; Metazoa; Chordata; Actinopteri; Osteoglossiformes; Mormyridae. The record is from RefSeq and is a predicted model, not a curated record.